Messenger RNA from Melanotaenia boesemani (Boeseman's rainbowfish), 2408 nucleotides. Its product is annotated as zinc finger protein OZF-like. Gene Ontology annotation, cellular component: nucleus. The transcript is spliced from 3 exons. The record is from RefSeq and is a predicted model, not a curated record. Gene Ontology annotation, biological process: regulation of transcription by RNA polymerase II. Bases 88 to 1548 code for a protein of 486 amino acids. NCBI's taxonomy places the organism in Eukaryota, Metazoa, Chordata, Actinopteri, Atheriniformes, Melanotaeniidae. Gene Ontology annotation, molecular function: DNA-binding transcription factor activity, RNA polymerase II-specific; RNA polymerase II transcription regulatory region sequence-specific DNA binding.
ACAAACCAAAACGCCCGUUGUUGCAUGUGAGCAGGAAGACGGUUGUGUUUUCGUCUCUCAGCUGAAUAUUUCAGAGUUUAAGCAACAAUGUCUUCAGUUCAGCGUCUGAGAGAGUUUAUCAGCGAGCGACUAACUGCUGCUGCUGAAGAAAUAUUCACAGAGUUUGAAAAAACCAUCGUCCAGUACGAAGAAGAGAUCGAUCAUCAGCGCAGACAGCUGGAUAUCACCUGGAAACCACAGAAAAACCUCCACACUUCAGAACCCCCACAGGAACAUGAUGGUAAGAAGAAGGAAUUUGUUCUAGACCAACAACUCUGUAACCACGAGAGGUGCUCCAGCCUGGACCAGGAGGACGCAGAGCCUCAGGAGAUUAAAGUGGAACAGGAGGAACUCUGCACCAGUCAGGAUGAAGAACAACUUGUUUUUAAAGAAGAGACUGAUCCUCACACGAUGGCUCCCACUCAUCAGGAAAGUGACUUAAGUGAAGCAGGAAAAAACAUUGAUAGACUUUUCUCUCAUAGCUGUAAUGAAGCUGAGAACCAAAAUCAAGAAGCAAGCAAGCAUUCAGACUCUGGAUCAACUAGAAAUGUAGAGGUGAAGCAGAUGAAAAGAAUUAAAAGAAACUUUAGUCACAGUAGCAGUGUAGACAACUGUCCCCUGUCAAAGAGUCAGCUUGAUAAUGACACGUGUAAAAAGUCUGUAAAAUGUGACGUUUGUGGAAAAGCCUUGAGCGAUAAGAACAAUAUGGAGCCUGUAAAAAAGUUACAUUCUUGUGAGACAUGUGGGAAAAGCUUUUCAAAAAAUAGCAUUUUGCUGAUCCAUAUGAGAACCCACACAGGCGAGAGGCCUUUUUCCUGUUCAAUUUGUGGGAAAAACUUCAGCACACGCGGUAAUUUGUUGGUUCACAUGAGAGUUCACACCGGUGAGAAGCAGUAUUCUUGUGAAACAUGUGGUAAAAGUUUCAGUCAGAGAGGUACUUUAUUGAGACAUGCAAGAGUACACACAGGUGAAAAGUUGUAUUCUUGUAAAACGUGUGGAAAAAGUUUCACCCAGAAUAACUCCAUGCUGAGACACAUGAGAAUUCACACAGGGGAGAAGCUGUUUUCUUGUCAGACAUGUGGCAAAAGUUUCACUCAGAAUAAUUCUUUGUUGGCACAUAUGAGAAUCCACACAGGUGAGAUGCUGUUUUCUUGCAAAACAUGCGGGAAAAGUUUUACCAGAAAAAGUGGCCUAUUGAUCCAUAUGAGAAUUCACACAGGUGAGAAGCCUUUCGCGUGCGGGACGUGUGGGAAAAAAUUCAGUCAGCGUGCUCAUUUGUUGCCACAUAUGAGGAUCCACACUGGGGAGAGACCUUUUACUUGUGGAACAUGUGGGAAAGAUUUCAGCCGAAGAAGUUAUCUGAGAAUUCAUUUGAAAGUUCACACAGGUGAGAAGAUGUAUGGCUGUGAAAGGUGUGGAAAAAGUUUUCGUUUCAGAGGUAGUUUGACUGCUCACAUAAGAACUCACACAGGUGAAAAGUCCACUUGCGACACAGUUGGAAAGUUGUAAUUUGACUGUUUGCUCACUACUUGUAAUUACAUAUAAAUUUUUAUAAGCAACAUGUCUGUUUAUACGUUUGUAAUACAAGACAGCUUAAAUAACACCUGAGUUCAUACAAGACAGCAGUUCAAAGAGCUUCAUCUCAAGCUUACCAAGAAAACCAACAUCCAUCUUAUGACGUAUUCAACGUAUUAUGACGUAUUAUGUGCAAAAAUAGCAGAAAUUAAAAUGUGUAUAGUGAAAAAGAAAAAUAAAGCUUUAUUUUGUCCAGCCAACUGUAUCAGAUGCUCUGGAGUACGAUAUUUAGUCAUUUUUAUAUCUUCGGAUUUUGCCCAUUUUAGAGGAGUCAGCUGGUCCGGUGACUUCUUCACAUGAUGACAUGCCUGUGUACUACUUUUAGAGUAAUAUGAAGUGGAAUGUUUGUCCACUUGUGAAAUUUCAGUUUUGAAAGUUUAUGUUGAAUCCAUUUCGGAUAAAAUUAUCAAACUUCUAAGGCCAUGUGAGCACCCACUUUAAAGGCUGUUCAGGCAAGAAUUAUGUGUCUUCAUUUAAAGCUUCACCUUGUUAGUGUGACUAGAAAUGAGUGUGUUGAAACACGAGUCUUGUAGAAGAUGUCAGCUGUCCAGAGUGGCUCCACACUGGGAAAUUCACACCAUAUUCUGGUUAUAUAUGAAAAUUAAUUUAAAAUUUCUAAAACAAAUCCUUUACAGAUGAAACUAAAGAAAUUAGAAUAUAAUGCGAAGCUUAAUUUAUUUCAGUAAUUCAACCUAGAAGGUAAACUAAUAUGUAGACUUGUAUGCAAACUGAGAUAUUUCAAGCGUUUAUUUGUUAUCAUUUUGAUGAUUGUGGCUUACAGCUUAUGAAAACCC